AUGGCACAGCUUUUAGCAAACGAGUUAUUGAUAAUGACAUUUAAAGAAUUAUUAAACGAAACAAGUUUUGAAUAUAUGAAUUCUAUUUAUUUAGUAUGUAAAAAAUGGAAAAAACUAAUUGAACUUGUUUUAAUUGAAGAAAUUGAAUUCAGAUUAAAAAGCAAGCUAUUAAUCGAGUAUGGUUUUAGUAAUUGUUCAACACAAAACAUAAGUUAUGAUUUUUCGAAUUCCGCUUUUAAUAUUUUCAUAGAUGGUAAUCACUCUAAAUUAUAUUUCUCUAAUAUACCUGAGAACAUUGAAAAAAAGAAAACGUGUACUAGAAGAAUGUAUAUUAAUUUUAAAUAUGAAAAUAGUAAGGAAUAUUUAGUUGAAUUUAAUUUAGGUACAUUAUUAUUUAUUAGAGAAAAAAAUUUACAUGAAAAAUAUGAAAUUAAAUCUAAUAUUGAAUGGAAUUAUGAAGAUUGUAUGUGUAUUUCUGCUAGAGAAUAUUCAAAGUAUAGUUAUUUUUGUAUUCUUAUCACGAUUGAAAAAUUGAUUAUUUCUUUAAAAAAAAUGUGCGUUAUUUUGGAUCUAUUGAAUGAUAAAUUAAAAACAAAUAAUAAUCGAUAUAAAUAUAUAAUUAAGAAAAACAUUCCAUUAUUUGAUCUUGACGCUUUUCUUGAUUUUGAUUAA
Messenger RNA from Rhizophagus irregularis DAOM 181602=DAOM 197198, 672 nucleotides. RefSeq lists its product as uncharacterized. NCBI's taxonomy places the organism in Eukaryota, Fungi, Glomeromycota, Glomeromycetes, Glomerales, Glomeraceae. The record is from RefSeq and is a predicted model, not a curated record.